Molecule: messenger RNA, 5461 nt
Organism: Oryzias latipes (Japanese medaka)
Lineage: Eukaryota; Metazoa; Chordata; Actinopteri; Beloniformes; Adrianichthyidae
Biological process (GO): extracellular matrix organization
Molecular function (GO): extracellular matrix structural constituent conferring tensile strength; protein binding
Source: RefSeq, a predicted model, not a curated record
UCAGGGAGGAGGGAGAGGUUUGGCGGAGGAGCUCAAAGCGGGACCUGGUUUUACUUCAUCGUCUUCUACAUCUAGGAUAGCUCCCCUCAGCCUGGAUGCUGUAGCUCAGAGUCGGUGGAUCUGUGAUUUUUUUUGUUCUCGGCGGCUGCGCCUGAGGACGCUGCACAUCUGGCGUGCAGACAUGGGCCCCUCUAUCAGCUCCAGGAUGGCUUUAUGUCUGGCCCUCACCUUGGCUCAGGUGAUUGCUGUGACCUGCCAAGAAGAUACCAAAAACGACGUCUGCACAGACAAUGGAAACGUCUACUCCGACCUUGAAACGUGGAGUCCAGAGCCGUGUAAGCUGUGUUACUGCGAUAAGGGGACGGCGGUGUGUAAGGAUGUGGUGUGUGAUGACCUCGGGGACUGCGAGAACACGGUGGUACCAGAUGGCGAGUGUUGUCCUGUGUGCACGGCUGGUGCCCCCACGUCUCCUCCCAGCGUGGAACCAACGGGAGGUGCAGAUGAGAGGGGAGAGGAAAGCUGCACCGUCGACGGGGAAGUCUUCAGUCACAACGAUAUCUGGAAGCCGUCGCCCUGUCGCGUCUGCAUCUGUGACCACGGCGUCGCGAUCUGCGAUGAAAUCCAGUGUGAAGGGGUGAUGGGCUGCGAAAAGGUCGUCACGCCGGAGGGCGAGUGCUGCCCGGUGUGUGAGAACUUUGCCAGCGCUAGCAGGAGGAUCGAAUUAAUGGGUUUUAAGGGGCAAAAAGGAGAACCCGGUGAUAUCCCAUAUGUGGAGGGGAACCCCGGGUCUCCAGGACCUCAGGGUCCUCCGGGAUCUCAGGGACACCCCGGACCAAGAGGCUUCAAAGGCAGACGGGGAUUUCAAGGACCCCCUGGUUUUGAUGGUGAGCCCGGUGUGCCAGGAAAUCCGGGAAGACCAGGAUCCCCUGGUGAACAUGUGCCUCCUGGAGGUAACGUUGCGAUGCAGAUGGUGUCGGGCUUCAGUGAGAAGUCAGGUCCAAUUGGGAUGCUAACUGAUACAAGAGGUGAGGCGGGACCAAGAGGUCCUCCAGGUGAACCCGGUUCAUCUGGUCCAACUGGGGGUCAGGGAAUUCCUGGAGAAGCUGGCGAACCUGGACCAAUGGGGGAACCAGGCCAUCGAGGACCUGAUGGUGCACCAGGAAAACCUGGACGAGAUGGAGAGCCUGGACCUGAUGGUGCACCAGGAGAACCAGGAAAUCCCGGAUCCCAGGGUCCUAGAGGCUUCCCAGGACUUCCAGGCAACAGAGGUCUGAAAGGGCCUAAGGGAAAUGCUGGACCUCAAGGGCCAAAAGGUGAACUUGGAGUGGUGGGAUUGAAGGGCAAAUCUGGUGCCCCUGGGACAAUGGGAGCCCCUGGUCCACAGGGACCACCUGGGUUACAGGGAGAAAGAGGGAGAAUCGGACCAACUGGUCAUGUGGGUAAACAAGGAACACCAGGCGAUGUUGGCAAACCAGGCCCAAUGGGUCCAAUUGGAAUCCCAGGUCUGCCAGGAUAUCCCGGUAACCCCGGAAUGAAGGGUGAACCAGGACCUGCAGGAGUCAGAGGAAUUCUGGGACCACAGGGACCCAGGGGUGAUGCUGGACGGGUCGGACCAUCAGGACCAACGGGGCAGCGAGGGGCUGCCGGGGCUGAUGGAUCUCCAGGUCCACGUGGGUCAUCGGGUAUCGCAGGUGUCCAGGGUCCACCAGGAUUGGUGGGCGCUGCAGGGCUUCCUGGACCUCAAGGAUCCACUGGAGCACCAGGAGCAAAAGGACAAUUGGGUGAUGGGGGAGUUCCCGGAUUGAAGGGAGAACCAGGAAUGAAGGGAGAACGAGGGGAGCAUGGUACUCCUGGUCCAAUAGGUCUAAUGGGAGAAGAUGGAAAACGAGGUCCUAGAGGUGAUGCUGGAUCCAUUGGACCUCCAGGACCAGCUGGAGAAACUGGAGCACCUGGAAAUCGAGGCUUCCCCGGCUCCGAUGGUCUACCAGGCCAGAAGGGAGCCCCGGGUGAAAGAGGGCUGCCAGGAGUUGGUGGUGCCAAAGGCCUGUCUGGAGACCCGGGACGCAAUGGAGAGCCAGGUUUAACUGGAGCUCGGGGUCUGGCAGGCCCAAUUGGAGCUCAGGGAGCAGAGGGAGGACCAGGACAAAUGGGUUUGGCAGGAGAAGAUGGUAAACCAGGCCCGGCUGGAGCUGCUGGAAAUAGAGGUUCUGCUGGAACGAUGGGCCUGCCAGGACCAAAGGGCUUUGCAGGUGACGCCGGAAAGGCUGGAGAAGCUGGAAGUCCAGGACCUCCAGGUCAAAGGGGACCAAAUGGAAAAGAUGGAGAGGAAGGUGCCGCUGGUCCACCUGGUCCUGCUGGCCUUGCGGGAAAAAGAGGCGAACAAGGACCUCAAGGGAUCAGCGGUUUCCAGGGUUUGCCUGGACCACCAGGACCCCCUGGAGAGUCUGGAAAACCUGGUGAUCAGGGUCUUGCUGGAGAAGCUGGUGCUGUAGGGGCCACUGGUCCAAGAGGAGAAAGAGGACCAUCAGGGGAACGAGGUGAAACUGGACCUAAUGGACUGCAGGGACCCAAAGGGAGUCCAGGGGGACCAGGACCAGAUGGUCCAAAGGGUAACCCAGGUCCCAAGGGGGCUGAUGGAGAGCCAGGAGCACCGGGGCUUCAGGGGAUGUCAGGGGAAAGAGGGAUACCAGGAUCCUCAGGUCCAAAAGGAGAUGCGGGUUCUAUUGGAGAAAAGGGACCUGAAGGAAAAGCAGGCGCUGAUGGUCCAAGAGGUCUUCCUGGUUCUGUCGGUCCUAUUGGCCCUGGUGGACCAAACGGAGACAAGGGGGAAACAGGUCCACCGGGUCCUACAGGUCGUCGAGGCACAAGAGGAGUUCCUGGUUCUACUGGUGAACCGGGUCCAAUUGGCCCAGCUGGCUUCCCUGGACCUCCUGGUCCGGAUGGUCAACCUGGUGUGAAAGGUGAAACAGGAGAGCCUGGUCUAAAGGGAGAAGCAGGAGCACCUGGACCACAGGGGAUGGCUGGGAAACCAGGGACUCAGGGACCUGUUGGUGUGACGGGGCUAAAAGGGGGCAGAGGCACGCAGGGUCAAGCUGGAUCUCCUGGUUUCCCUGGGUUGCCUGGAGGAGUUGGGCCACCCGGUGCUCUUGGUGCUGCUGGUGCAGCAGGACCAAUCGGUGAACCAGGAAAAAGGGGUCCUUCAGGUGUUCGAGGAGAAAAUGGAGCUCCAGGACGUAAGGGAGAGAGUGGAACUCCAGGUUUACCGGGCAGCCCAGGAGAAAAAGCAGAGUCUGGAGAAGAUGGACCUCCGGGCCCUGAUGGGCCUCCAGGUCCCCCUGGUGCCACAGGUCAGCGAGGAGUUGUAGGUCAACCUGGACCCAGAGGGGAGAAAGGUCUAGUGGGACUGCCUGGUCCUGCUGGUCCUCCAGGAAAACCAGGAACUCCUGGGGCAUCAGGAGGUAAGGGCCCAGCUGGUGGAAUCGGCUUACCUGGAGCUAGUGGACCAAGAGGAGACGCUGGCUCUGAGGGUAUUGCUGGUGCAGAGGGACCCCCUGGUAAAGACGGUCUCGUAGGAGAAAGGGGACAAAGAGGGGAACCUGGCCCAGAGGGUCUUCCUGGUGGUCCAGGAUCUCCAGGUAACGAGGGACCAGUGGGAACUACCGGUGGUCCAGGUUCAAGAGGCGAAAAAGGUCCCAGAGGCCCUCCUGGAUCCCAGGGGCAACCAGGAGUGCGGGGCAAAGUGGGCCCUCAAGGACCACAGGGAGAGAAAGGAGGAGCGGGAGAGCAAGGAGAAAGAGGUCAGAAAGGACACAGAGGCUUCACUGGACUUCAAGGUCUGCCAGGAAUAACUGGAGCUACAGGAGACACAGGAGAAAAAGGAAUAGUCGGACCAGCUGGACUUAGGGGGCCCCCAGGAGUCACAGGUCCUCCAGGAAAUGAGGGCAUCAUUGGACAACCUGGACCGAUGGGUCCUCCAGGGAGCAGAGGAAGCAGCGGAGACCUCGGAGAACAGGGUCCAUCUGGUGAACCUGGACCUCCAGGCCCUCCCGGUCCUCCAGGACCACCUUCAGCAAACGUGAACGACCUCUUUAGUCACUCAGUCGACUACGAGGAGAACCUUGUUGAUCCAGAAUCAGACGGGAACGUAGAAUAUGAUCUGGCGGCUGAUCCUCCUGCGUCGCCAAAGUUCAACAGAGAUGAGGCUCUGCCCAACAAAAACCUGGCAGUUCUAAACGCAGACAUGGGCAUCAAGGUCACCUUGAAGGCUCUCAACGGAAACCUACAAGUCAUGCGCAGUCCAGACGGAAGCAAGGAGAACCCUGCCAAAACAUGCCGCGACAUCAAACAGUGCUACCCCGAGAAGAAAAGCGGGGAGUACUGGUUGGAUCCAAACCAAGGAAGCACGAAAGAUGCCAUCAAGGUUUUCUGCAACAUGGAAUCUGAUGAAACAUGCAUUUCCGCCAGUCAGGCCGUCAUUCCCGGGAAGGCCUGGUGGACAAAAUCCAGCCCGAGCCCCAACAAACCAGUCUGGUUCGGCGCAGACAUUAACGGCGGAACUAAAUUCCUCUACGGCAACAAAGAGGAGCGACAGAACGCAGUGACGGUGCAGCUGAAGCUGCUACAGCUCUUGUCCAGGGAGUCGCACCAGAACGUCACCUACCGUUGCAAGAACAGCGUCGCCGUCAAAGAUGAGAAAAGCAGCAACUUCAAGAAGGCUCUCGUCCUUAAAGGCUAUAACGGCCAAGAAAUUAAAGCGCACGGCAACAGCCGGCUGCGAUACACCGUCAUCGAGGAUGGUUGUUCGAAAUCAAAUGGACAAUGGGCCAAGACAGUGAUCGAAUACAGGACUCAAACUUCUACCAGGCUCCCCAUCGUGGACUUGGCCCCCAUGGACAUUGGACAAGCAGAUCAAGAGUUCGGCCUUGACAUCGGGCCGGUUUGCUUUUUAUAAAAUCUAAGAGUAAAGCUCGGAACAACCACACCAGAGUACACCCAUGCAGGAAUGGGCAACUGCAGGCGUCGAGGACUGCAUGUUUGCCAAUGAACCCCGCUCUGGCUGGAGUAUUGUAAUCGGCUGAAAACACCUGAAACAGGUCAUCAGUCAUGAGUAGAGGCUGGGUAUCUGGAAAUCAUUCAGACACAGCUGCCCUCAGGGCCUAGAGUUGCCCAUUUUUGAUGGACUUUAGUCAACCGGAGAAAAACCACAACCAUUUGUGUUCAAUGUUAUGUAUUAAAUAGAAGCUUGUUUUUUUACGUCGACGGAGCAAAAGAAGACAAAGAAGCGACCGUGGUUGUUAGUUUAUGAAAAACCAUCAAGCUUGAACCUAAAUUAUUAAUAAAAUAAAGACCUUGUAUCCUCUAACGCUUAAACUGUAAAUUAAAAACACGACUGUAAAUUGAAUGUUUGUUUGUUUGUUGUGGAAUAAACGUUUGUCUUGGGUACAAUUCCUUCUACAAACCA